ACUAAAAAGCGAGAAACUCACCUGCUCACUUUGUAGCGAGUAAGGAGUUGUUAUCAACAGUGUUUACAGUGCUUUUGCAGUUGUUGAUAGCGUUUUAUCGUGUCGAUUAUGGGACAGCGACUAUCUCGUAAAGAGAAAUCGGAGGGAGGAGGCGAGUGUGUGCACGGGGUAAAUCCCUGUACACCACUGACACCCACCGACCACAAGGCGGAGCAACAUCCUCGUCCUGACGAGACACCUGUGGGUACCGGUGAGAAAGGAGAGAGGGGGAGAGCAGACAAAGAAGAAGAGGCAGAAAAAGAGGAGGUUUCGAAAGUUUGCCUCUUUUUUCUCUUGUUUGUCUCGCCCCAAAUCCACCGAAGCUCAGGGUGAGCAGGUAGAGCAGGGUGAGGUGGACCAGGACACUGAUGAGCCCCAGGAGGUGUACUGAUGAUCAGGCUUCUCUACAGGAUGUCAUCUGUACUGUGGAGGACAGUGAUCAUCAGGAACCUCCUUCCAGUAGUCCUGAAGUCUCUCCUGCUCCCGUGGACCAGCGAGUGGAGGACGUCCAGCCUCAAGAUCAGGACAGUCCAGCCAGUCUGUCAGUGGGUGAAUGUCCACCACAUCUGCUGAGACAGCUGGACUGUGAUGAGAUCAUGAGGAUUGAGAACCACAUUUGCUGGAAAUACACCAUAGGCAAGAAGAUUGGGGAAGGAGGAUUCGGCUCUGUCUUUGAAGGGGUCCGUUGCAAGGAUGGCCUUGUGGUGGCUGUGAAAUUUACAGCAAAGACAGAGAACAAGCCUUACAUCAGCCUUCCUGACCAUCCCAGGCCAGUUCCCCUUGAGGUGGCCCUGACAGUCUUGGCCAAUCAAGGCCCCAGCUGUGCCCAUAUCAUUAAGCUGAUAGACUGGCAGGACCAUCCCAACCAGACCAUCAUGGUCUUAGAGCGGCCCAUACCCUGUAUGGACAUGCACAGUUUUUGGGAGCAUCACGGCGGCCUCUUCAGUGAGGAGUUGGCGCGUCAUUUCAUGCAGCAGGUGAUUGACGCUGCUGCCGUCUGCUGUUCCCGGGGGGUCUUCCACCGGGACAUCAAGAUGCCCAACCUCCUGGUCAACACAGAGACCCUUGAGGUUAAAUUGAUUGAUUUUGGCUGUGGGGACCUCCUGAGAAGCUCGUCCUACCUCACCUACAGUGGGACAGCAAGGUACUGCCCUCCGGAGUACUUCACGAAGGGUGAGUACCAUGCGAAUCAGGCAACGGUGUGGUCGCUGGGGCUUCAUCUGGAGGAGAUGCUCUUCCAUGACUGGUUCAAGGUUGCCCUGUAGGUCAUGGAGAAGAGGGUCAGCCAUGCAUCUGGUGGCCCCUCCGUCCCUCCAGCCUUUGCGUCUUGCGGGGCUGGCAUGGGUGACCCCUCCGUCCCUCCAGCCUUUGCGUCUUGUGGGGCUGGCAUGGGUGGCCCCUCCAUCCCUCCAGCCUUAGCGUCUUGCGGGGCUGGCAUGGGUGGCCCCUCCAUCCCUCCAGCCUUUGCGUCUUGCGGGGCUGGCAUUGGUGGCCCCUCCAUCCCUCCAGCCUUUGCGUCUUGGUUGCGUCUGGCACCUUGGCUGCUAUGGAUCCACAGCUCUAUGUCAUUGCAGCCUCAGUUGCAAAGCUUCCCAGAGGUUCCUGACAUGACCCACAGGGUCACACUGAUGCCCGUCAUGUUCGCCUCAAAGAUUCAUGGCAAGACUGGCAAGCAGCAAUGGCCUUCCACUGUUUCCUGUCAUAGCCUCAGUCAGAGCUGGUGUCUAAGGCUCCAGUCCCAGAGCUCCUCUCUCAACAUCCCUGGUCACAGAGGUUCCUGCUAGCUGCUCUGGUUCAAAAGGUUUCUGCCUUCACAGCAUUAGAGGAUCCUUUCACAACCACAUUAAACUACAUUGUUUGUGAAAAUAAA
Megalobrama amblycephala (Wuchang bream) is the source of this 1909-nucleotide messenger RNA. Its product is annotated as serine/threonine-protein kinase pim-2-like. Gene Ontology annotation, cellular component: cytoplasm. NCBI's taxonomy places the organism in Eukaryota, Metazoa, Chordata, Actinopteri, Cypriniformes, Xenocyprididae. Gene Ontology annotation, molecular function: protein serine/threonine kinase activity; ATP binding. The record is from RefSeq and is a predicted model, not a curated record. The coding region runs from base 408 to 1304 and encodes 298 amino acids. The transcript is spliced from 6 exons. Gene Ontology annotation, biological process: negative regulation of apoptotic process; protein autophosphorylation; regulation of mitotic cell cycle.